Molecule: messenger RNA, 2604 nt
Organism: Rotaria socialis
Lineage: Eukaryota; Metazoa; Rotifera; Eurotatoria; Philodinida; Philodinidae
Source: the annotation of a GenBank genome assembly
AUGAAACACAUACCAAGUCAUGUCAAAGAUAAGUAUGAAAUACUUAGUGUUAUUGGUGAAGGUUCAUAUGGUGUGGUCCUCAAGGCUCGAAAGAAAGAUACAAAUACAACAGUUGCUAUUAAACAUUUUAAACAAGCACCAGGAUAUUGCACUGAUAUGGAUAUAAUUGAACGUGAAUUAAAAAUUCUUCAGUCGCUUCGAUUUGUAAAUGUCGUUGAAUUAAUCGAAUGGUUUCGUGAUAAAAAGCAAUGUUUUCUUGUAUUUGAAUAUGUCGAAUGGAAUAUGCUACAAGUUCUACAAGAACAUCCUGAUGGUUUAGCAUUAGAACAAGUACGUCAAUUGUCAUAUCAACUGUUUAGUGCUAUACAUUGGUGUCAUACACAUGAAAUAAUUCAUCGUGAUAUUAAACCGGAAAAUUUACUAAUAUCAAAAAAUUUUGUUUUAAAAUUAUGUGACUUUGGCUUUGCAAGAUUUUGUAAUACACAAACACCAGCGGAUUAUUACACCGAUUAUGUUGCAACGCGAUGGUAUCGAUCGCCAGAAUUACUUAUCGGAUCAAUAAAGUCUCAAGUGUUUGUACUCGAAGAGAUGAAGGCAAAAGUUUAUCUUGAAACUAAUUUUAGAUCAGCUUAUGGAAAACCAGUUGACAUCUGGGCAUGUGGAUGCAUUAUGGCGGAACUUACAACUGGCCAAGCUCUAUUUGCUGGCGAAAGUGAUAUUGAUCAGUUGUAUCGCAUUCAAAAAUGCUUAGGACCCUUACCACCUAAAUAUAUGGAAGCAAUGAAAAUAAAUCCAAAAUUCGACGGAUUGAAAUUUCCUCCUAUCCAUCAUUUGGAAACAUUAGAAAGACGUUAUGGUCACAUAUUUCCAUCGGACAUUAUGCAUUUAUUUAAAGCCACUUUACGUUUAUAUGCUCCAGAUCGUUUAACAGCUGAAGCAUGCAUUCAACACGAAGCAUUCGUUUGCUUAAAUCAAAAACAACAACAACAACAACAACAACAACAACAGCAGAAGCGUUUGCAACGACAACAACAUCGACCAAAAACUGUUCUCGGUUCUAUAAGUACACCACAAGGACAACAUGAACAGAGCAAUGAUAUGACUUCGUUUUCUAUACCACUUGUUGACAGUCGUUUAAGUAGAUGGUUCGAUGAAAAUGGUGAAAUUCAAAAUCGCCGCCGAUCUCCAACUAUGCCGGGCCAUAAUGGUGUCGAUAAUUCAACAGAUGUAUCAUUUGUUGCAUCUUCUUCCAUAAUUCAUUCUCAAGCGAAACAUCGUAGUAAUACACAGUUAACUGAUCGAUCAUCUAAUUCUCAUCAUCAUCGUCCGCAAUCGAAAUUUGUUCGAGCACAAUCACGAAAUCACUCAUCAUCAAGCGAUGAACGAAUUCAAAUAACUGCUGUUAGUCCACUAAGUUCAAAUAAUACAAGUGACGAUGAAGAUGAUCCAAAUAGUAUUCUUUCUCAUCAUAGUCGUCUAAGACGAAAAUAUGUUAAAAGUCGUCAGCCAACUCCGACAGCUCCACAACCACCCUCGAUAAGUCGACAACAGUCUUUUCGUGACCAACAACAAAUACCACUUCCACCAACAUCUCCAUCGUUUAGAUGUGCAUCAAAUGGUGUUUUAUUGAGACCUAAACAUAACCAACAAAGUUCAACACAUAUAUUUCACAAAUCAUCGAAAGAUAUGGGCAAAAAGCUUAAGCGAUUUACUUUAGAUACAGUUGAAAAUCGUUGGCAUCAUCCAUAUCAAACAUCAAGUAAUCAACAAAUAUCCGAAUCUAACAUCUAUCGUUCAUCAAUGGCUAUCGUGCCUAAUGUUAAUACUAAUGUAUAUAAUAUUCAAAUCAAUAACAAUAAUAAUAAUAAUAAUAAUAAUAAUAAUAAUAGCUCAUCAUUAUCAUUCAAACAUGCUCAAUUACAACAAAGAGAUGAAUCAAUUAAUGAAUCACAACAUAGGCCUAAAACACGAGAUUUAGUUCGCAGUCGAACAAUUGAUUGUCAUCCACCAUCUAUAGAAACAACACCUCUUCUUCAACGAACUCCUUCCAGACAGAAUAUUAUUUCGCAUUAUCAAAUGGUAGCCGCUGAUCCAAUGGACCAAGCUGAUGUUGAUACAACAGUUUCAACAACAUAUUCGACUAGUCGCAGUAUUGAACAACAACAACAACAGCAGCAGCAGCUACAGCAUAAUAAUAAUAAUAAUAAAUAUUCAUGGACCCCAGAACAACGAAAAUCAGUAUAUGUUAGUGAUAGUCAUAUAAUCAAUUCCAAUGGACAUAAUUCUUCUUUCAGUCGUCAAUGUCAUUCGCCUACGAGAAGUGAUUAUGCUCAUGUCAACAAAAUUGUAAUGGCACCACAGAGAGAUCCAACUCACGAUCUUAUCAAAUCAGCAAAAUCAUUAGUGAAACAAAAUGCAACAACCUUUCCAAAAACACUAAUGGAAUCUAAUCGAAGACAACAAUCAAGUAAUAAUCUCUACGGUGUUUAUCCUUAUGCCCGAACAGCCAUACUUCAUGUUGCAAAUACUGUCAUGCCAUCGUCUUUUCAACGUCAACAAUCAAUUCGUUUACCGAGUACAAAAUCCCGUCAUCAUGAUCGUUAA